Molecule: messenger RNA, 1446 nt
Organism: Aaosphaeria arxii CBS 175.79
Lineage: Eukaryota; Fungi; Ascomycota; Dothideomycetes; Pleosporales
Product: CRAL/TRIO domain-containing protein
Exons: 2
Coding region: 1-1446 (481 amino acids)
Source: RefSeq, a predicted model, not a curated record
AUGGCCCCGAACAUGCCCGCCGGGCGGCCGGGAACGCUCACACCCGAGCAGGAGCUCAAGCUUCGAGAGCUCUGGGCCGCGACGUUAAGAGUCUUUGGCGUUCACGAGCCCGUCGCAGCGCAGGAACCCAACGGGACAGACACAACGUCAAUUGCAGCGUCGACGGACAGCGCAGAGAAGGAUGGCAAGAAGGACAAGGACAAGAAGAAGAGUCGGCUCAAUGUGUUUAAGAGGCACAAGGACGACAAGGAGGCCAAGUCCGACUCCGCGCCUGCCUCGGGGACGGCCACGCCGACAGACAUCAGCUCGCUUUCAAUAGCGGACGAGGAUGACAAGCACGGGCAGACGAAGGAGUUCAAGGCCGCGCUGGCGAACAUGGCGCCCGAGGAUUUGCGCAAGGCUUUCUGGAGCAUGGUCAAGCACGAUCACCCGGAUGGGCUCCUUCUGCGGUUCUUGCGCGCCCGCAAGUGGGAUGUCGAGAAGGCGCUGGUCAUGAUGGUUUCAACAAUGCACUGGCGGUUGGAAGAGAUGCACGUGGAUGACGACAUCAUCCGGCAGGGUGAGCUUUUCGCAUACGAACAGAGCCAGAGUUCCGAUGCGAAGACGAAGAAGGACGGGGAGGAUUUCCUCGCCGCCUUGAGGAUGGGCAAGAGUUUCUUGCACGGGCUCGACAAGGAGGGCCGCCCGUUGUGCUUCGUCAGGGUGCGACUUCACAAGCAGGGCGAGCAGAGCGAGGAGAGCAUAGAGCGCUUCACCGUUUAUACCAUUGAAACCGCCAGGAUGCUCUUGAGGCCGCCCGUCGACACUGCCACCAUUGUUUUCGACAUGACCAAUUUCUCAAUGGCGAACAUGGACUAUGCCCCCGUAAAGUUUAUGAUCAAGUGCUUCGAAGCAAACUAUCCCGAAUCCCUCGGAGCGGUUCUCGUCUACAAGGCCCCCUGGCUGUUCAAUACCAUCUGGAGCAUCAUCCGAGGCUGGCUCGACCCCGUGGUCGCCGGCAAGGUCCACUUCUGCAAGACGGUAGAGGAGCUCGAGGCAUUCAUACCCAAGAACCAGAUCCCGACCGAGUGCGGCGGAGACGAGAAAUGGGAAUACACCUACCCGGAACCCGUCGCGGGAGAGAACAACCAGAUGAAGGACGAAGCGGGCCGGGAAGCCAUACAAACCGCAAGGGCCCAGCUCUUCAAGAACUACGAGAGCUCGAUCCUGCACUGGAUUCACGAUGGCGACUCCCAGACUAAGAGUCUAGAGGAGAGGAGGAAAGAGCGGGACACCAUCGCCGAGGAGCUCCGCUCCAACUACUGGAAGUUGGAUCCUUAUGUUCGUGCUAGGUCGCUGUACGACCGCCUCGGGGUCAUCCAGCAGAGCGGCAAGCUUGAUUUCUACCCCUCAGAGAAGCCGAAACCGUCAACGACGCAAGAAACGAGCCCCGAUGAUUUGGACUAA